This is a messenger RNA of Blepharisma stoltei, 3726 nucleotides long. Lineage: Eukaryota; Ciliophora; Heterotrichea; Heterotrichida; Blepharismidae. The record is from the annotation of a GenBank genome assembly.
AUGAAAUCUUUUGAAUUAUCCUACCAAAAUUCAUAUGACUCUCCAAACCAUCCCACAUCAUCACGAAAAACCACCAUUAUGUCUCUCUCCCAAGCCAUCAUAAAAUCCUCCCAUCUGGCAGAUAGUAAAAGAAUCCAACUUCCCAACAAAAACAUAAAGCAAAUUGAUCUUCUUAAUCCUAUGUACCAUAGCAUCACCUACUUAAACCUCGCCGAUAACUACAUAUCUGACAUCUCAUAUUUAACGCAAUUUUACUCUUUGAAAAUUUUGAAUUUGUCAAACAACAAUAUUGAUCGCAUAGAAUCGCUUGAAGUUUUCGAAAAACUCCCACAGAUAGAAGAACUUGACCUUUCAGUGAACCCAAUUUGCUCAAUUCCUAUAUACAAGCACCAUUUGAUUUAUUAUUUGCCUUGCCUAGAAAAUUUAGAUUUAGAAGAAAUCCAGCCAGAAGACCGACAGUUGGCUGAUAAGAUUAUAAAGAAGCAAGAAGGACUGACGAAUAUUAUCAUGAAUAAUGAAGAAAUCAUUAUUAAGCUCGACAAUUUGAAGAAAAAAUUAAGGAUGCAUAGGCAGAUGAUUAUAAAUCAGUUUUUGACUGAUUAUAGAGGGGUUGAUGUAGGGCUUUUUGUGUCGACAUUGCAGCUGCAGCUGCCUGAGGAAUUUAGGUCUGAUGUAAAAAUAUGGGUGAUUGCAAAAGUUAAUGAAAUCUUAGAUGGAAUGCCUGCAGAAAGCAAAGAUUGGGAUUGGGCUUGAAGUGAAUGCUUGGUGCUCCAAAAAGAUAAAAUAGUGAAGCUUACAGAUUUUUGUGAAGAACUUGCAAAAGAAUGCUUAAAUCUAUUCCAAGGAAGAAACCCGCAAAAGCAGCAGGAUUAUUUGCAAGGCUCUUUUGUAUUAUCGACUGAAGACAAAUCAUCAUCAUUUACUAGACCAUUAGAUUUUGUCAGCACAUUUAGUGGAAACCAAAGAAGCACGCCUAAUACUUCUGAUUUUUUCCAGCUGAAUACUUCAGGCCAUGAAUAUAAUAUUAUUGAUGAAGAAACUCACAAAAUUGUAAUCCAAAGAAAAAACAGCAGAGAAAAAAACGAAGCAUUAAUGCUGCCUAUCGCGCAAAAUGGUGAGCUUGAUGACCAUCUUGAAUAUAUAAAAUGCAAAAGCUCUGACACAAAUGCUAUGCAAAUUACAAUUAGAGAAGGAUUAAAUAUAGUUACAGACAGAUUUAAAAGAAAUCAACUAUUGAGAACUAUUUUUACAAAAUUUGCUAUGAGAACCCAAAGACAAAAAAAAAUAAGAACUUGGACUAGCAAAAAGAAAAAUAAAAAAAUUUAUGAUUUAAAGAAAAAGAUUUUUUAUUCGCUUAAAUGAUUUAGUAAGACAGAGUUUCUAAUAAGAGAUGUUCGAGAAAAAAAAGCAUUUUUGUACUUUGAAGCUUGCUUUAAAUCAUGAAGAAUAUUCACAGGAAAAGAGUUGCUUAUUAGAGAUAUGCAGGACCAAAGAAAUUAUAGGCUAAAGCAUAAGAUUUUUCAGAGGAUGAUUAUGUAUCCAUUAAUGAACAGAAAAACACUUUUGAAAAAGCAACGGGCAAUUGUAAAUCAUUCUCAUUUUAUAGGCUUGAAAAUUCUGAAAGAAUGAAGUUUAUAUGCAAAAAAUAAUCACCAAAAAGAAUCAUUUGAUACAGUGUCUAUGACAAGCAAUCAUUAUAAGAAAAUAUUGAAAAAAAGAGCUAUGCAUGCUUGGUGUGCAUGGCAUUUUGCAAUCGCUAUUCCAAAAAAAGAAAAAAUAUGUAUAGCUGAUGCAAUUUAUGAUCAAAAUACUAGUAUUAGAGGGCUGAAAUUGCUGAAAAAUAAUGUGAGAUUAAGACAUGAGCAAACAAAAAAUGCCUUGGAUUUUGCCGACAAGCGAAUUUCAAGAGUCAGCAAAAAAUGUCUUCAAAAUUGAAAAAAUUGCUGCAAAAAAAAUAAUUCGCUUGCCUUAUCUGACCUUGAUGCAAGUGAUAAAUUCUCAAUGAAAAAUUAUAUACAAAGGAAAAGGACACCUCUAAAGUCAAAUAUUGAUAAAGAAAAGGUAAAAGCGCUUCAAAACAAAUUGAUUAAGGUUCACAUGAAAAGCAAGGGCUGAAAAUUAAAAUCAAAGAUAUUUAGCACAUGAAAAACAAUAAUAAAGAAUAAAAAUGCUAACUCACCCCUCCGUGAGUGAAUAACAAAAUUUUGUUCGCUCAUAGAUGGGGUUAAUUUUUUUCGCGAAAUUUAAAAAAAUCCCAAUUGGCAAAAAUUGGAAAGCAAAUAUUUAUUUAAUUUGUAAAAUUUAUGUUUUAAAAUGCAAUUUGUUCAAAAUUAAACAGAAUUAGCUCGAGAUUUCAUUAUACUAAUUACAAUUUAUAUAUCAAUUUUUUUCCAAAAAAUUUUUGUUCGCUCACGGAGGGUGGGCUUUUGGGCAAAAAAUAGCGAUUUUUUUAAUGGGUUUGUUCGCUCACGGGUGGGGAAGUAAAGAGAAGAUAACAGGCUUUAUGCUUAAAAAAUACCAAAAAGCAAUAUUUUUUUACAAAUGGCUUAGCACGCCUUCCAGAAACUCAAAUUCUCUAUCCCAGACAUCUUUAACCCAAAGAGAGCAAAACAUUAGUCACAAGCUCAACAAAAUGGAGCUUUCAGUCCAAAAAGCAAGAAAAGACCUUUCAAAAUAUCAAGAUUAUGACCCAUCUGAUUGGCUAAGUGAAGUUAAAAAGUUAAAAUCAUGCUUAAACUCAAAACAAAUCGAACUUCAGGAUUUAGAAGUAAGCCUGAGAAUGAAUAAAACUAGCCAUCGAGAUGAUGUAUUAGAAACAGAGGAAAAAGAGGAAAAAGAGGAAAGCUAUAGAAAUGAAGCCAAAAAAAUUUCAACUGAUUCUAAUAAGCUAAAUAAGCCAAAAGAUCGAGCUCUUAAUAAGAAAGAUCUAAAUUUCCCUGUAAAUUGAAACAAGAUAUCGUCCUUUAAAUUUCUUUUUCAUUAGGAAAACUUUAUCAGAUGGGAAGUACUAAUUUUAUAAAAUUAGUUUUUGCCUAAUUUAAUAGACAGAAUGAAAGUAGAAUGCUAUUUAAACAGUUCUCACACUGAAUCGAUUAGCUUUUUGGCAUAAAAAUAAAUUAAAAUUCAAAUUAUUGUGCUCAAUUUAUAUUUUUUUUAAAAAAAAAUAAAAGUUGAAAAUACAAAUUUUUAUUGACUUAAUUUAAAGACAAAAAUCAAUUAAGAUGCUAUUUACACAUUUUUUACUCUGGAUAAAUUAAUCUUUUAUUUAAAUUCUUCAUAAAAAUGUUUUAAAAUUCAAAUUAUUAUGCUCAAUUUAUAUAUUUUUAAGAUUUAAAAAAUUUUUUAUAGAUAAAAAUUUAAUUAUAAUUUUUUUAAAAAAUAAAAUUUAAUAAACCCAUCUAAAUUGUGACAAUAAAAGGGGGAGUAAGAGAAAAUCGAUAUGAGAAGCAAAAAAGAUCACCUAUAAUAAUGCCAUUAAGGUCAAUAACUCCAAUUGAAGAAAAAUGCUCAUCCCCGUAUACACCUCCGAAGAUUAAUUCAAUUAAGGAAGAAGCCAGAAUGAGAGAGCAUCUACACAAAUUAAAAUACGAACGCUCCAUAAUUAGAGAGGAAAUUGAAGAAAGAAUUAGAAAUAUAACCCCUAAGAAGAAAGAAGACAUAUCUUUAGAUAACAUUAGUAUGAGACUCAAUCUCCUAGAAGCCAAGCUUGUGUCAAAACUAAAAUAA